CGGGGAGAGGCGGAGCCGCGAGAGCGCGGCCCGGGCCGGCCCCGCGGGGCGGUCGCGGCCGUGACGGCGGCUCCGGGCCCGGCUCCCCUUCCGUACCCCUCCCGCCGGAGAUGAGGGGAAGAUGUCCGUGUCAGGGCUCAAGGCCGAGCUGAAGUUCCUGGCGUCCAUCUUCGACAAGAACCACGAGAGAUUCCGCAUCGUCAGUUGGAAGCUGGACGAGCUGCAUUGCCAGUUCCUGGUGCCGCCACCGGCGCCGCCGGGCAGCCCUCACUCCCCGCCGCCGCCGCUCACACUCCACUGCAACAUCACGGAAUCUUACCCAUCUUCUUCACCAAUAUGGUUUGUGGACUCUGAUGACCCAAAUCUGACAUCAGUUCUGGAACGUCUAGAAGACACUAAGAACAACAAUUCGCUUCGUCAGCAGUUGAAGUGGUUGAUAUGUGAACUCUGCAGAUUAUAUAACCUUCCUAAGCACCUGGAUGUUGAGAUGCUAGAUCAACCACUACCCACGGGUCAGAAUGGGACAGCAGAAGAAGUGACUUCAGAAGAGGAGGAAGAGGAGGAGAUGGCUGAAGAUAUAGAAGACUUAGAUCAUUAUGAGAUGAAGGAAGAAGAGCCUAUUAGUGGGAAAAAGUCAGAGGAUGAAGGAAUUGAAAAAGAAAAUUUGGCAAUAUUAGAGAAAAUUAGGAAGACUCAAAGACAAGACCAUCUAAAUGGUGCAGUGUCUGGGUCUGUACAAGCUUCAGAUAGACUUAUGAAAGAGCUCAGGGACAUAUACAGAUCACAGAGUUAUAAAACAGGGAUUUAUUCAGUGGAACUCAUAAAUGACAGUUUAUAUGACUGGCAUGUUAAACUGCAGAAGGUUGAUCCUGAUAGUCCUUUGCACAGUGAUCUUCAGAUCUUAAAAGAAAAAGAAGGCAUAGAAUAUAUUUUGCUUAACUUCUCUUUUAAGGAUAACUUUCCAUUUGAUCCUCCAUUUGUUCGAGUGGUGUUACCUGUUCUCUCAGGAGGGUACGUGUUGGGUGGUGGAGCAUUAUGCAUGGAACUACUCACAAAACAGGGCUGGAGCAGUGCCUAUUCAAUAGAAUCGGUCAUCAUGCAAAUCAAUGCCACCUUAGUCAAAGGCAAAGCCAGAGUGCAAUUUGGCGCAAAUAAGAAUCAAUAUAAUCUAGCAAGAGCCCAACAAUCCUAUAAUUCCAUUGUACAGAUACAUGAGAAAAAUGGCUGGUACACCCCUCCAAAGGAAGAUGGCUAAAUGUGUUGACUUUUGUAUGUUUGGACCAAUGUUGCUUUAAAGAAAAUCUUUCCAACAUGCAGACACAAGCUUUGAGUGCCCCUAUAACAGCAGUACCGAAGAUGUUAGCUAAUAGAUAUUUUAGUGGA
This is a messenger RNA of Kogia breviceps (pygmy sperm whale), 1383 nucleotides long. RefSeq names its product ubiquitin conjugating enzyme E2 Q2 (gene UBE2Q2). Lineage: Eukaryota; Metazoa; Chordata; Mammalia; Artiodactyla; Physeteridae. Gene Ontology annotation, molecular function: protein binding. The record is from RefSeq and is a predicted model, not a curated record.